Messenger RNA from Austrofundulus limnaeus, 1878 nucleotides. RefSeq names its product protocadherin gamma-A10. Gene Ontology annotation, molecular function: calcium ion binding. Gene Ontology annotation, cellular component: plasma membrane. Lineage: Eukaryota; Metazoa; Chordata; Actinopteri; Cyprinodontiformes; Rivulidae. Gene Ontology annotation, biological process: homophilic cell-cell adhesion. The transcript is spliced from 2 exons. The coding region runs from base 1 to 1878 and encodes 625 amino acids. The record is from RefSeq and is a predicted model, not a curated record.
AUGUCUUGUUUGUGGAAGGCGUCUGUCCGGCUGCAGGCCCCGGUUAUUMUUUGUCUUUUCACACUGAGCUCCGUGGCUGCCCAGGCUCGAUAUUCCAUCCCAGAGGAGCAAGCGGAGGGUUCUUUUGUCGGAAACAUCGCGCGGGAUUUAGGCUUGGAUGUGCAGAGACUAAUAGCAGGUAAAGCUCGCAUUAUUACAAAAGGCAGCCAGCAGUAUGUGGAUUUCAACCGAGACAAAGGCACGCUCGUUAUUAAAGAGCGGAUCGACCGAGAAGAGCUGUGCGGGAAGACGACGCCCUGCAGCUUCAGCUUCGAGGUGAUUUUAGAAAAUCCCAUCCAGCUUUACCGGGUCACAGUGGAGGUAGUGGAUGUUAAUGAUAACAGCCCGACUUUCCCAAAAGACAAAAUCGAUCUGAAAAUUGUCGAAUCUGCUGCGGCKGGGACUCGUUUCUCUCUGAUGAGCGCAGACGACCCCGACGUCGGCAUUAAUGAUAUCCAGAAAUAUAUCCUGAAACCUUUAGAUCAUUUUAAACUGGAAGUGCAGAACCAGCCUGGUGGAGGCACGUUUGUUGAAAUGGUUUUACAAAGCCCGUUAGAUCGAGAGAAGGAGGAGACGCACACGCUGGUGCUGAUCGCCUCAGACGGCGGAGAGCCACACAGAUCAGGGACGGUGCGCAUCCAUGUCACAGUGCUGGAUGCUAAUGAUAAUGCGCCAGUUUGCAGCCAGGCGGUUUAUAAAGCAGAAGUGAGGGAGAACUCUCCUGAAGGAACCGUGGUCACGACUGUCAGCGCAAAUGACGCAGACAAAGGAGUUAAUGGCGAGGUGACGUUCUCCAUACCUCAUGUGGGCAAAGAGGCCAAGCAGCUCUUUGAUGUUWAUGUAAACACAGGCGAAAUAAAAGUUGCAGGUAAACUGGAUUUUGAGAAAUCAAAGGUUUAUCAGUUAAACGUUCAGGCCAGUGACCAUGGUGGAUAUACAGAUACUUGUAAAGUUAUCAUCCAAGUAAUMGAUGAGAAUGAUAACACACCUACAAUACAGCUCAUGUCAUUUUCUAACACUAUAUCAGAGGAUUCCCCUCCAGGUACAACUGUAGCUGUCAUUAACGUGGAUGAUGAAGACUCGGAGAGGAACGGUCUGAUCAGGUGUUCCAUCAACUCAGACAUUCCUUUUAAAAUUGAGUCUUCAUUAACAGGAUAUUACACUAUAAUAACCRAUAAUAUUUUAGACAGAGAGAGUGUUCCUGAUUAUAAUAUAACUAUAACAGUGUCUGACCAAGGCUCUCCSCCUCUGUCCAGCAAGAAAAACAUGAACUUAAAAGUGUCUGAUGUAAAUGACAAUCCACCCCAUUUUGCUGAAUCUGAAUACAUUAUGAACAUACCAGAAAAUAAUUCACCUGGAUUUUCCGUUUUUGCUGYCAGUGCUACAGAUGCAGACUGGGGUCAAAAUGCUCGAAUUUCCUACUUUCUGGAAGAAAAAGAGAUUAACGGAGUACCUGUCUCCACCUUAGUGUCAGUGAAUUCAGAAAGUGGUGUCAUCCAUGCUGUGAAAAUUCUUGACUAUGAGCAAUUGAAGUGGUUUGAAUUUAACCUUACUGCUCGUGAUGCUGGAUCCCCUCCUCUCAGUUCAAUGACAACAGUAAAAAUUAUAGUCCAGGACCAGAACGAUAACCCCCCUCAGGUUCUGUAUCCGGUCCAGACUGGUGGCUCCUUGGUGGCUGAGAUGGUKCCUCGUUCAGCAGAUGUGGGCUAUCUGGUGACUAAAGUGGUGGCUGUUGAUGUGGACUCUGGACAGAACGCCUGGCUCUCCUAUAAACUGCAGAAAGCCACAGACAGGGCGCUCGCGGAGGAUUAUUUACACAUCAACAAGGGGAAGCCUUGA